AUGUCUUCUCUACAACCUCUAGGGUGUAACAUUCCUCUUAUUCAAAAUCUUCCCAAAAGGCGUUUUUCUGCCACUUCAUUGAAGGAGGACGCGUUUAAUCUCCGUUUUACUCCGGGCACGCCCUGGUGCCCGGCAGAACGCCCACCCCUAGAAGCUGACUAUGCGAAAGAGUACGUCCUAGUGGACUUGGGAUGCCCGCGAUCAAUUUGUACGGUGGAGUCUAAAGAUGAGAACUUGAUGACUUAUUCUGGCGAGUAUUCCAUCGACAAAAAAAAUUGGAAGAAGUUGUCUACAAAUGAUACUACUCACUAUUAUAUGGAGGUAAAGGUUUUUUGGAGCAGUUAUGAACGAGAAAUCGCAUAGACAGAUUGAGAAAAUGUUUAGACUCAUUGGACCCUUCCCUUGCUCAACAACUUUUCAUUUUCUACUUCGAUUCAGCUCGUCACUGUAAUCUGUCGACGUUUAAUACAUUCUUAGUCAUAAAAACUGGAUGCAAAAUCGCGUUUAUAGCGGAAACCCAGUUUUUUCUCAAUUUGCUAUUUGCUGACAGACAAGCUAGUUCGUUAGACAACCAGGACACGAAGUUUUACCAAUAAUCGAUAGUAUAGAGAAAUAUGUUUUUCGCCUUGUCACGAGCGUGGGACAAAGAAAAAUUCUAAGUUCCCACGAGGAAUCGAACCUUCGGAAUCCGCGCUCCGAUGUUCUACCACUAAGCCAUAGAGACUCUACGGUGAGCGUGGUCUAUUACGAAGUUCGUAUGACACGCGUCCUGCAUACUGCUAGGAUCAGCAAUGUCGAUAGCGCCGUGUUUGUAAGUAGAAUAAAAGAGAUGCUAAGUUUUGAGCUCGGUAAAGAAAUAGAGAAGGAUGUUUUUCGUCUUGUCACGAGCGUGGGACAAAUAAAAAUUCUGAGUCCCCAUGUAUGCAGGACGCGUGUCAUAUGAAGUGCAUAAUAACUUACUGUCUCUCUCAUUCUAUUUACAAAUCGAUAGCAUGUGCCAAUACACAAGCAUCUAAAACGCAGUCCCAGGGAUUUAAUGCCAGUACAAACUACGGACGACAAGUCUCUGAGAUUCGGGGUCAAAUCGCAACAACAAUUCUAUCUGUGUGACAAGGAUAAAAAAAAUAGUCUUUGCCAUAGAAAUUUGUCCCGGAAACACGACGCACAAAUUCAAACGUGUUUGCAUUUGUGUGAUGAUCGCGAUGAACAGUGUCGCGUCGAAUUGUUUUGGAAGUUGCGCGACAGUGCGGCCGCGCAAAGAGCGACGGUCGGUCUUCUAUACGACGGCGCUUCCCAGAACAAAGAACGACCGAUCACCAGUAAAAUGCAUUUUGUCGCACUUCGGCGCUAAGUGUGUACAGGCAUUGGUUUCAAGCUGUGUUUUAUUCUGAUCUUCAGGAGUUUGAUGCAAACUAUAAGGCGCUCAUCACUCCUCCAGUCACAGCUCGUUUCUUUAGAUUCCAUUUGCUCAUGUGUUUUUGGAGCGAAGAAAAGAAAUCCCGUCCUUGUGGUAAAGUAGAGCUCUACAGUGAUGCAGGUUAGCCAUGCAAAUGACAAUAAACAAGUUAAUGCAACCAAUUAGCUCGCCACCAAGGCAAUCUCGCCACCAAGGUCGCUAAAUAUUUUAGUAUAAAUUCAAAGCUUAAGGCCACGCUUAAGUUUGAUCUUCAGUCUCGCGAGCAUCGCCAUAAGAAUGCCAAGGGCAAUACCGCAGAGGCGUGCUGAAGGCUCGAUAGUUUUUCCAAAAAGCUCACAAGGAGAUCCUUCAACUUUUUACCCCAUAACAACAACGACGAGUCACACGUUAGAGCCCAAGCAAACAGAUAGUUAUUUAAUCGAAUAUUUAAUAGCUAUACUGAAUACAAUUGCAACAUUAUUAGUGUUUGGUGCACAUACACGCGAUGUCCACACUCUGUCCUGGAUUGUGUUAUUUAGUUUUAACCUUUUACACGAGCGUGAUCUGAAGACAAAAACUUGUGCCUCCCUCAACCAAGCAGACGUAAAGUUAAAGCCCAUGGCUCGAAACUUUGUUGUGGUUUCGAAAAACACGUUUCCCUCACACUUCUUCCUUCCCAGUUACCAUAUAAAUAGUAAACAGUAGCAAAAACUUGGCUGAAAGUUUGCCCGUGGGCUCAGAAACUUUGUUGUGGUUUCGAAAACAUUUUCUGGAAAGGUUUCCUUCCUCCAGUUCAAGGGUUAUAACUAUAAAUAGUAAACAGUAGCAAAAACUUGGCUGAAAGUUUGCCCGUGGCUGUUCAAUAUGUACAGAUACGACAGGUCUUUUACAAUGACCUGCAAAGAUUUUCUGGAAAGGUUUGUAGCUCUGACCUCCUCGACAUAGAUCACUCAAGGGUUAUGAAAUAGAAAAUUUUUCGAAAAACAGGAACUAACAUUCAACCGCAAUAAUACCUUCUGACUGACUACAAAAUUUUGCACUGGCCGGGAAUCGAACCCGGGCCUCCCGCGUGGCAGGCGAGAAUUCUACCACUGAACCACCAGUGCUUCUAUGUUCAAUAGAAAACUUUAAUUUGGCCUGUGCUUUUAGAUUUCGAAUCCGUUCCAAUUAUAACAUGCCAUGUGGGUGACGCCAUCUCGAAUAAAACUACUGUGUUAUUGGACUAGAAUCUUCUUUGUCGACCACCCGAAACCCAAAUGCAUUCUGUUCCCCCAAGGUCAUCCCUCCCCCCCUAUGAUGCAUUAUUUCACACGUGACCUUGAUAAAUGUUGUAUCUAACAGAAUUAGAGACCAUCUUGUCGCCCUCUUUCGCUCGAUCACUGGUGACACUGGUCUGUUUCUUAUUUUCAUCCUUGAAGAGUUAAGGCAAAUAACAGGCUGUACGUGACCCACAAUUCUAGCAAAGCAAAGAGACAAAUAUAUUUGACUGAUGAAAUAUGUUCUUAAGGUUUAGAUCCAGAUGACUCAACGGAACCAAUGGGGUGCUUCAUUGAGCAAACCUCCAAGAAGAAGAAGAAAGAUCGUCUUCUUCCUGUGGUUUAUCAUACAGUUGGAGGCAAAAUCGUGAAGAAGCUCCCAGAUAUUUUGGCCAUAUACAAGGAGUGCCGACAAAAUGCCGAAGAUCAUGUGGAAAUUUUUGGUAUCUUGAACUUUAAACAUUGUGUUACAACCCAAAGCGGCAAAGAGGAAGGUUAUUUCAACAGCGCUAGGAAAUCUCGCAAAUGCAACAGCUGUUACAGCAAAGGCAUCGGGACUGGAAAAAGGCAGUGUUCGUCUACAAAAUAA
Pocillopora meandrina is the source of this 3241-nucleotide messenger RNA. NCBI's taxonomy places the organism in Eukaryota, Metazoa, Cnidaria, Anthozoa, Scleractinia, Pocilloporidae. The record is from the annotation of a GenBank genome assembly.